AUGGACCACGAGACUUCAGGUGCUCAAGAAUGGCACUUGCCUGGAUACGGACGUAUCGCAACCAAGCCAGCCAUUCGGCACACUGCUAGUGAAACUCGAGAAUCGACUUCUAAGCCCCCCACUCCGAAGAAACCCCAGAGUCAACAACCAAAAGAUGGAGUACCGAUUGAGAUACCAAGUGGAAAGCCGUCGUUUGAAAACUGGCAAAGAGGCCCGCCUCGCCCACAGAGAGGACGCGGUGGGUUCCGUGGUAAAUCGUCAUCUGCAGCGCCUUUCUCGUCGCGUCAGUCAAGGAACCUCUUUCAGGACUCUCCUUCGAAGUCAAAAUGGAGGGCCGGCAGCGAACCAGCCUAUUCCAUGAAGCUACCCGCCACCUUUGGCUCCUUCAAACAUGAGUUUUUUGGGGUGGCUAGAACGCAUAUUUUAGGCGGAGGCCAUUCGGAAGCCCAUGCUCGGCAGGAGGUAUUUGACGCCAUCAACAAGAAAACCGGUGCAUAUGUGAAAUCACCAUACUAUGAUGAGUCUGCCAUCUGCAUAUGGGGCGAGACAGCUCAGGUUACUGCAGCCAAAGAACUUCUCGAAGGCAUCCUUUCGAAGUGCAUUAGCUUACAACGCACCUCCAACAGCAAGAGAUUUGACUGGUCAAAGAUCGCCGCCUACUCUGACAAAAAAGAGGCAACUGCUGAGAUGAGAGAGAAGCACGAGAGCAUGGUGGUUCAGCUAAGGAAGAAGCCGGACAUGCCUUACGUGUUUCCGGAGCAGCUCCUAUUCCUCUGGCCCAAGGAAGGUCCGUCCAUCAAAGAGGCACUUGGACAAGAUCUCGAAGCUCUUGACCUCAUACGAUCCCAGUUCUUCUGUCAUGUUUUUGUCUUAAAGGAUGUGCCGGAUUUCAUUUGUGUCCUCGGUAAUGACCAUGACACGAUAAAGCAAAUCGCCCACCGUUUAAGGACCAAGUGGGCUGAAGUAACCGCCAACAGCAAUAUCAGAUCCAAGAUUUACAUCGUUGAGCCACCGGAUGCAGGAUACAUGAAAGGAAGGGUCGUUGUUGAAGAGAGCGACUCUCUUCAUAAGGCCUCGCUUUCAGGAAGCCCGUUGAAGGGACCCCAGGUGGAAUACUGGCGCAACCGAGCGAAGCUCAUACGCUCGAAAAACGAUGAUCGCAUUCUAAGCGCCAUUGAAAAAUCGCUGAAGGGGCUUGUUUUCGUGCGCGGGUAUCUGCGAAUGCGAGUGAACCUUGGCUCGUUUAUCCUUGAGAAUUACAGACUCCCUGCCGAUAAUAAGCCAUCUUAUGGCUUUGAAGAGUUUAGGCAGAUGCUUCUCAAUGAAAACACCAAAGGCCGAUUGAUCCCAGGAUUGAAAGUUGACGAAAUGGAGCUUCUAUCCAGGUGCUACAAAGCAACUCAUCUCUUCGAGCCUUGCGAGAACACAUCUGCUUCGUUGAAAGACGUUGAGCUUGCGUACUCUGUCAAUUUCGAGUUUCUAGGGUCCAACAAUUCGAUGCUCCGGCUGGAAGCAGAAUUUUCUAGACGUCCCGGCGCCCAGGAGUACGAGAUUACUCAGAGGCGAUGGCUUAGACCGAGGGCGAGUGGCCAGUAUAUCGAGGGACAGUCCCCUUUACAGAUUGGGGUCAUUGAUUUUGAAAGAUCGGACUGGCAGCUUGAAGUCAAGUCUCUCGAAUUCUACGAAGCAUCUUCAAUUGACGCUGCGCUGAAAUCGUUUUCGCAUUCAAUCGGUUUCCGCCGCUCCUCCACCAUGGGUGACAUCUGCGCGAAGCCCCAAAGGAAGGUGGUAUUUCCCCCAUCCGCUCCCGUGGCCAGGUUUGUUGAAAAGACCGCCAUACGUUAUCGGCUGAAAGGCACGGAAUACAUUUUUGAGAUUGCCCGAUAUGAUGAGUAUGGUCGCAUCAAUGCCCAGGGGUUUCCGGGGCAGAGCUUGGCAUCUAUGACGUGCGAAAUUUCUGAUAUCCCCUCGACAUCAUGGGGUGCUUCGGUGUUUGCUGCUAAUUGGGACAUGUUGCUGGGACAGCAUGGUGACUUAUCCGUCGGACAUUCGGCGCAGUACAAUACCAACCUCGAUACUUUCUUCCCAACUCAGACAGCGACGCCUUUUGAAGGCAAGCAUGCGGGUUUCUGGGAGUUUAUCACUUUGGUGAAGGAACUAGCCGCAAUGCUAGGCUCGACUGCCCCAAAUUCUACCCCAAACGUGGCCAGUAUCAAGAAUCCAGGGACUUUGCUGCAGACGGACCUGGGGACUUUGUUCUGA
Molecule: messenger RNA, 2262 nt
Organism: Aspergillus steynii IBT 23096
Lineage: Eukaryota; Fungi; Ascomycota; Eurotiomycetes; Eurotiales; Aspergillaceae
Exons: 9
Coding region: 1-2262 (753 amino acids)
Source: RefSeq, a predicted model, not a curated record